AUGACGAUCCGGAAGAUCAUGCACCCGCCGAAAGGCGAUCUAGAUGGAGGGGGUAACAUUGUCGGCUACGGCACCGAUGAGUGGAGACAGGGACACGCCCUCAUCGAGGGCGUGUACGUGCCGAACCUGCUGGACGAACAAAGGUACAGGAUCGCUACGGGGGGCUACGUGGAGGCCCUGCGGCGCUCCCCCGGCGUGGCCGAGAGUUGCCAGUACUUCACCGUGUCCAGACAUCCGGCGAACAGGGUCGUUUCGGCGUACUACUACUGCCGGAAUCCGAGGCACAGCUGGGACCCGCUGCACGCGUCGAGCGUGAAGCUCCUCCGGGAUAACUCCAAGGCGGUCGGCGUGGUGGAGGAGUUUGACUCAAAGAUGGCGCUCUUCGAUCGCGCCGGGGUGACCCCUGGGACCAGGUGGGCCGCCACGUACCGCAAGCUCGGCGUCGCCAACAAGAACGAGGCGCCCGACACGGAGCAGAGCACGGCCCCGCGGCACGCCUUGCUGUCGGAGGAGAUCAAGCCGUACCUCCGGCUGGCGAUCCUGCUGUACGAUCACGCCAUGGUGGUGUUCCACGACUUGACGCGGCAGCACGGCAUUGUCCCGUAA
Messenger RNA from Ectocarpus siliculosus, 606 nucleotides. NCBI's taxonomy places the organism in Eukaryota, Phaeophyceae, Ectocarpales, Ectocarpaceae. The record is from the annotation of a GenBank genome assembly.